Molecule: messenger RNA, 5065 nt
Organism: Nerophis lumbriciformis (worm pipefish)
Lineage: Eukaryota; Metazoa; Chordata; Actinopteri; Syngnathiformes; Syngnathidae
Product: GTPase IMAP family member 8
Molecular function (GO): GTP binding
Source: RefSeq, a predicted model, not a curated record
GAUAAACCUGUUGAUCCUUUUGCAGGAAAUGACGUUGCUACAGCAACCUUGUAGAAACAGCAUAGUACAAAUAAAAAUACAAAUGUAUAAACAAAUAAUUUCAAUAAAACACUUUACAUGAAAAAUAAACAAAUCUACUUAUGUACAUGAUGUAUCAUCUGGACAUUUUAUUGUAUUUUCUGGGGCGGGGGUGUCCUGAGCCCGCUGCAGUGAUUACUAUUCACAAUUCAUCCACUUUGUUAACAAAAAAAAAAAACCUUUACGGUACUACAAAACCUUCUAAACAAAUAAAUCAGGACAGAGAUCAGUUACUUGUGUGCUUGACUUGUUUAUGGCCAGCAGCAGCCUAACUUACUGACCUGGGAUCAGCCAACCAACUCGUAGUCAGCGUCUACCGUGAGUCAGCAGAAUCAAGCUACCUAAACGGGAGUCAGCAUAUUUUCUUCCGGAGUCAACGAUUCAUGACUUACUUCAACCUAUGUUUUUUAAUUCAAUCUAAUUAUAUAGUUUCAAUGAAUAACCAUACUCACAUAAACCAAAUAGAUCAAUUUCGUCGAUAUAAACAUAAAAUCAGGCAUUCUAGUGGACGAAAAACUGUGCACUUGAACCAUAGCGGCAACAAGGACCCUGAUUUUUUAAUCAGGCAUCACAAUAGACAGCUAGUUUGGAACUUUAGAAAAGAAGUGUGCAGGAUGAAGUCAGCAUACUUUAUAUACAUGUCCACAUAGCUGUGGAGCAUUUAAAAGGAUCAGAAUUAUGUGUUGAAGAGUGGAACACCGCCAGGCCUUGCAAAAGAUGGCAACAGCGGAGGAGGAUGCAUGUGCAUGUACGAGCCAGUCUGCCCCACAUUAAAAGGAUAGAGAAAAAGAAGACACUUAUUGACUACAUCGUCCGACUGCAAUGGCGGACCCACGCAAAGCCUUACAAUAGAGAAGCGCAGCCAUGACUUUGUGGAAUGGAGUCAGUCUGCUGUCCAUCUCAUGUCACAAGACACAUGCAGGAAGAGAGAACUGGCACAUCCAAGUUGUGUAUUGGCAUCCUGGGAGUUUCACAGUGACCAAGAACACAAGCAGCCGCAGGCCUCAUCCCUUCAUAGCUGCUCCUAGCUCAGUGUCAGCCAUUACUACCACUGUGAGCUCCAUACUAAAUCCCACUGGUGGUCCCUGUGGAUCCCUAUGUGGACCUUUUGGCUCAGCUUGGGACAGACUCUGAUCUACCAGCCCUGCCUGCUUUGAUCCCGUCUGUGCUGCUGCUCACCUUCACCAGCUUGGAGAAGCCUUGUCCGGGAUUGGACACCUUCUUAAGGGGACCAACAAAUCAGUGUGUGUGUCCAGGAGCUUUUUUCUUCUUUUGGACUAUCUGCUGUGUGCCCUUCCUCCACUGAUGUGCCUCACCUCGCAGAUACCAGAGCUGCACAGUUAUAACGCUGCCAUCACCUGGGAGUCGACACGUACUGGUCCCGAGUGGAGGAGACUUGCAUUCCAGUUGCAGCGGGUCCAAGCGAGCGCCCGGAGUAGACAGCAGCAUUUAACUAUGAGUAACCACGUGCAGCCCUACUCCUCAACCCUCCAGGAGCUGAGGCUGGUUCUGCUGGGGAACAUCGGAUGUGGCAAGACAUUGUCGGCCGACACCAUCUUGGGACAGCUGUCGGACGUGUCCUCAGCGAUGCCCAGGACCAGCCAGCUGCGGCAAGAUUUCAUCGAAGAUAGGAAAGUGAUCCUGGUGGAGGCGCCCAGGUGGUACUGGAACGGCUUGGAUAUGGAGGAGAGCGUCAUGAAGGAGACAGAGCGAGCCGUGUCCUUACUGGAGCCCGGUCCUCACGCUUUUCUGCUGCUGGUGCCUGUCAGCCAGUUUACAGAGAUGGACGGCAGAGUGCCUGUACAACUACAAAAGUUGUUUGGACAAGAUGUGUUGAAGCACACGAUGGUGCUACUGACCUGUGGCGAUUAUCUCAUGGGAAGAACUGUAGAGGAAUAUCUGCAAAGGGAGCAUCCAGGCCUGAGGCAAACGAUUGGGCUUUGCGGGGGGCGAUACCAUGUCAUCAACAACCGUCACCGGCAGGACCGGGAGCAAGUCCAGCAGCUUUUGGACAAGGUGGAUGACAUGGUGAGAACAAACGGCGUGUACGCCAACAAAACAAGGGGAGAGAGGCAGAUGGAGGAACGAGUGCUGCAGCGAAAGAGAGAGCUGAUGGAAAGUUUCCGUAUGCGGCAUGAGGAGAAAAGACAAACGUUGCCAUCCAAUUAUGCACAGAACACAGACACGUUCCAGAGGAAUGUCUACAGUGCGGAUUCUUACGGAAAGGCCUGGGAGGGGAUGAGACGAGACGAGAGUGACGGCGUCAACGGAGGAGCUUCUGAUGUGCAUUGGUCCAGUUCCACAGUUUCAGCGCCCGGCGGCUGGCAGUCCGGCCUACAUGAUGAUGACACAGUCGAGAAGCGCUCGUUUAGACUGAAUGCAGAUGGAGCCAGACUGUCACAAAUGUGGGAGGACAAAACGUCUCCUCAAGUUGUUUCCACCUUUCACCACAGGAUCAACAGCUUUGAGGAGAGAUCCCCGGAGGCCUACCCCACCUCGUCCCCUCAGGCUACUGUCUUCACCCACAACCUUUCCACAACGGCCUUCACCGCAUCCCCCGCCACGCCCGCCGUACUAUCCUCGCCGUCUUCUCCGGAGCUGCGUCUGGUGAUUCUCGGCCGAUCCGGAUCGGGAAAAAGCGCGGCCGGCAACGCCAUCUUGGGACGGGAAGAGUUUGUGUCCCGCCCUGAGAGCCUGGUCGCCAUCACGCAGGAGUGUGUCAAGAAGAAGGCAGUGGUGGCAGGAAGAAGGGUGGCAGUAGUGGACACCCCAGACUGGUUCCACACCGAGCGUACCCCGGAUGAGGUGCGAGCUCAGAUCUCCUCCUGUGUCGCCCUGGCCAGCCCGGGACCCCAUGCCUUCCUCCUCUGCGUCCCGACAGACCAGCCGUCAAAGACGGAGCUGCAAGCCCUCAGUGCCCUGGAGGCCGUGUUUGGCCGAGACGCCGUGGAGAAGCACACUCUGGUCCUCUUCACGUACGCGGACCGCCUGAAGGGUGGCGGCAGCGUCGAAGCGUACAUCGCUGACCAGCGGGAGGAUUUGUUAAAGCUGGUGGAGAAAUGCGGGGACCGCUUCCACGUGAUGGAGCGACACGGCGGGAAUGUGGUGGAGCUUCUGGAGAAGGUGGAGCAGAUAACGGCGGAGGCCGGGGGGCAGUGUUACUCCUGCCCCGUUUUCCAGGAGGCUGAGAUUAGAGUGAGAGAGAAACAGGCCGAAAUCGCCAGGGAGAAUAGGAAGAACAUGGAGGAUGAGAACUUUCGAGCUGAACGGCGUUCUCUCUACCCUUACAUGCAGACUGUGACCGAGGAGGAAGUCAGAGAGGAAGAGAUUGAGAAAACGCGGACCGAGGCGGAGUUAAGCGUCAGCACCAUGACUAUUGACAGCGUCCCGUCCAUCACGAUGGCCGACGUUUCUCCCUCAAUGCUCCAGUCGGUGAUGGAGAAAGUGCAGUCCAACGCAAAGAUGCUGCCCAAGCUGUUGUCAGACAGCUCUGUGUGGGUCAGCGACGGAGCAAAGAAGGUGAUGAGCUCAGUGGGGAGCGGAGCACAGAGCACCCAGAAGGCGGUGGGGGACAGUUCCAUGUGGGGGACGGUGGGAGCUCAAGCUGGACACGUCUCCAAGCAACUCGGAGACAGCUCCGCAGCAGUCGGGUCUGGAGCAAAGGCAGCAGUUGGGUCUGGAGCAAAGGCAGCAGCAUCCAGUUCCGUGUGGGGGAAAGUGGGCUCCGUCGGGUCUGGCAUCGGCAGCGGCGCUAAGAGUGUGGCGCAGAGUCCUGUGUGGGGAAAGGUUGGAUCCGGGGCCAAGUCUGGCGCCAAACUGGUGGCCGGUGGCUCCGUUAGACUUGGAGCUGGACUCGGCGCCGGCGCAAAGAAGGUGGCCCAGAGUCCAGUGUGGGGGAAGGUAGGCUCGGGGGCCAAAGCAGGCGCCAAAAUGGUCACAGAGAGUUCUCUGUGGGAGAAAAUGACGACCAACGUCAAAAAUAUUCCCAAACUCGUCAUCGCUGGCGCUUUGCUAGGUUUGGCGCUGGGCGUGUUCUUAGGAGGGGCCAUCGGCGGGGCCGUAGGGGCCGUCGUCGGCUCUGCCGCAACCGAAGUUGGGAGACGAAAGUUUGCCAGGAAAAGCACGCCAGAAAAGGUUGCGAGCAAUGUUGAGAGACGGGUGAACGACACCGUGGAUUCGCUGGUGAAACAAGGACAGAAAGCGAUGAAGGCAGAGUGAUCUUGCCCAGCAGGGCUAUUCAAACCUGGCGUGGGAAUGACACCAAACCCACUUCAGUUCAAAACUUCAGAGACUUCAACAUUUUGCAGCAAAUUCCUAAAAUUCUGUUGUAUCGAGGAACUCGGACCAAUGUAAACACUUUGCCAGUUUUACUUUAACCUCUGAAAGGUCAGCGUCCACUGCAGUGGACACUUGUAUUUUGCAUAACAAGGCAUUUUUUUCCUGAAAUGUCGAACAAACGUCCACUGCAGAGGACGCUGGGUCUCAAGAUAAGAAUAAUUGUGAAGGGAGAACUCCUGGUUCUUUACUUUCUGAAGAUGUGGCCCCCGGUUGAACAGCCCUGCUGUACAUUAUUCAUCAUCUAUUGUGCCUUUUUGUCAAAUGACAUGAAUUACCUUAUAAUAUCUUUAAUUAUUCCAAUAUUUGCUCGAUUGCUCACAUCUCAAACAAAUAACUAGAUUGUACAUAUUUACGUUUGACACCAGUUCCUUUUAUCUGCUUGUUGACUACUCCUGUUGUACUAAAUGUUUGUCUAACGCGCUUGCAUGCAAUUGAAAUAAAAGAACAUCAAGUAUAGAAGUUGUCACAUGUUUGACCUUUUGUGAUAUUGUUUUUCUGUUAUUGUAAUUGGUUUUAUAAAAUAUAAGUGUCUUACACUUCCAGGUCACCUGUGUAGGUAAGAAUGUCACAUGACAAGUUAGAAAGUUCAGAAUGCUGUUGAUUAUUUUCCUAAACUGCACUGUGCCAGGCGUUUGUCCUCAAGAGAACC